Molecule: messenger RNA, 2333 nt
Organism: Clunio marinus
Lineage: Eukaryota; Metazoa; Arthropoda; Insecta; Diptera; Chironomidae
Source: the annotation of a GenBank genome assembly
AUCGGCAGAUGCUAAGGUUGCGUCAAUUGAUGCGAAAAAGUGUUCAGCCCCUCAAGUGAAAAAUAUUUUUCCUGUUUCAAACUGAGAAAUUGAUCGGUGUUAAUAUGUCGAAACAUAAAGAUAAGGAUAAGGAGCGUAGCCGAGAUGAUAGAUAUUCACGAGAACGUGAAAGAUCUCGUGACCGAGAACGACGUAAAAAAUCCAGAAGUAGAAGUCGCGACCGUCAUAAGCGAUCAAAAGAUCGUCGUCGAAGUAAAGAGAAGUCAAGUCGUCGUGAACGAUCGAGAGAAAAGGACAGGGAAAGAUCCCGUCGAUCACGAUCUCGUCAUCGCAGAAGCGAAACACCACCAACAGUAUCAGCACCACAGAGAAUCGAGAUGUCAGUAGCACAACAAGCUCAAAUAACGCAAUUUCUUUCAGCAUCACUCUCCGGCAUUCAACCGCCAACAACAGUUCACUCAAUUCCAUCUGAACCAUUACGAACUGACUUCAGUAAUCUUUUUCAAUCAGUUUCAUCUUCUUCAGCAGUUGUAGCUGGACCAAAUGCAUCCGCACUUGCUAUUGCAGCUGCAAAAGCAAAAGAUUUGUUGAAAGCUAAAAAUCUUUCGGAUAAAAUUAAAAUUGCAAGUAAUGGAAAUAGCGUUGCAUCAAAUGGAAAUGAAUCGAGUCGAGAUGCUGAGGAAUUUCGCAUGGCAGCUGAGCAAGAUAACAGCGCAAGUGGAAAUUGUGGCGACGCCAGCAACAGUGAAAGUGACAGAAAACGAAAAAGAAAAUCUCGUUGGGCAUCGUCGAAUGAUGGUAAUGAGAAAACAUUCAUCCCUGGAAUGCCGACAAUUUUACCAUCGAAUCUUAAUCCCGAUCAGCAAGAGGCUUACUUAGUUCAACUGCAAAUCGAGGAAAUCAGUCGAAAAUUACGCACCGGUGAUCUCGGCAUUUCGCAAAACUUGGAAGAAAGAUCGCCAUCGCCUGAACCAAUCUACUCGUCUGACGGCAAGAGGUUGAACACUCGAGAAUUCAGAACAAGAAAAAAGUUGGAAGAACAGCGUCACAUGCUGAUCACAAGAAUGCAGUGUAUGAAUCCUGAUUUCAAGCCACCGGCUGAUUACAAGCCGCCAGUUUUGCGUGUCAGUGACAAAGUUUUGAUACCACAAGAAGAACAUCCGGACAUAAAUUUUGUUGGUCUGUUGAUUGGCCCGAGAGGCAACACUUUAAAAGCAAUGGAAAAGGAUACUGGAGCGAAGAUAAUAAUUCGUGGAAAAGGCUCAGUAAAAGAAGGAAAAGUUGGACGAAAAGAUGGCCAACCUUUGCCUGGUGAAGAUGAACCAUUGCACGCAUUUAUAACAGCAAGCAAUCCUGAAGCUGUUAAGAAAGCUGUUGAUAAAAUUAAAGAAGUCAUAAAGCAAGGAAUUGAGGUGCCUGAGGGUCACAACGACUUAAGACGAAUGCAACUACGUGAACUUGCACAAUUGAAUGGAACAUUACGAGAAACCGACAACGCUCGUUGUACAAAUUGUGGAAGCACCGAUCAUAAAAGUUGGCUAUGUCCAGAUAAACCAAAUGUCACCAAUUCAAUUGUUUGUUCAUCAUGCGGCGGUGCUGGCCAUAUUGCAAAAGAUUGCAAAUCAAAACGUCCCGGAAUGGGAGGCGUUGAAGGAUCGAAUAAUCAAGCAAAAAUUGAUGAAGAAUAUCUAAGCUUGAUGGCUGAGUUGGGAGAAGUUCAACCUCAAGAAGCUCCAGUUCAACCUCGAGAACCUGUUCAGCCUACACCAAGACCUUACUCGAUAUUUGAUAAUCCAAGACAACAAGCGCCGCGACAGAUUUGUGCACCGCCACCACCAAAUCAACCUCCAAUUGUACAAAAUUCGGGCCCACCACAAUGGCAUCCGAAUCAGCAUCCACCAGCUCCACCGAUGCCUUUACCACCAGUACAUCCAAUGGGGCAAUACCCUCCACCAAUGCCGAGUAUGUCAUGGAAUGCAAAUCCCCCAUUGCCGCCUGGUCCAAUUCAUCCUCCAGGCAUAAGCCCUUCAAUUCCACCUCCACCCGGAACGGACCUUGCGCCUCCAGGCACUUUUGGAAGUUUUGAUGAUGGGUUUGGGAAGAAACCACCAACCAAUUGGUCUGUUCCGCCUCCAAUGCCUGGAGGUAACUUCUGGAAUCAAGGAUCUUCUCAAGUUCAACCGCCUUUACCAAGUUUUUUAGUUCCUCCACCACCACCCCCUGCUGAUUAAACAAAAGAACUUUCAAAAUAUUAUUGUAAAAAAUAAUUCGAAAACUGUUUCUUAAACUUGAACUUUUUCAAAACAAUAAAGUUUAUUAAUUAUGGCGAGAAA